GUUGAACAGUAAGAUUCAGAGGAGGAGGAGGAGGAGAAGAAGAGUGUAGCGGGUGCCAAAGUACCUGCUUCGUUUGUGUUCUUGGUUUAAUCUCUAAUUUACAGGAUGGCACAGUGGGGUGCCAUAUUCUCAAUUAUUGUUGCUCUUGGAGGAGCAGCACUCUUGGCCUCCGUGCACAAGAUCGAUGAGGGACACACUGGAGUUUACUACAGGGGAGGGGCUCUCCUGACUAUCACCAGCGGCCCUGGUUUCCAUCUUAUGCUUCCAUUUAUCACAACCUACAAGUCUGUUCAGACGACGCUGCAGACAGAUGAGGUGAAGAAUGUACCAUGUGGCACAGGUGGAGGAGUGAUGAUUUACUUCGACCGCAUAGAAGUGGUGAACUAUCUCGUUCCAUCAGCAGUGUACGACAUAGUGAGGAACUUCACCGCAGACUACGAUAAAGCUUUGAUUUUCAACAAGGUGCACCAUGAGCUCAACCAGUUCUGCAGUGUUCACUCGCUGCAGGAGGUCUACAUCGGCCUGUUUGACCAAAUUGAUGAAAACCUGAAGUUGACGCUACAAGAGGAUCUAACAUCCAUGGCACCUGGACUCAUCAUACAGGCGGUGCGUGUGACAAAGCCCAACAUCCCAGAGAGCAUCCGGCGAAACUAUGAGCUCAUGGAGAGCGAGAAGACCAAGCUGUUGAUCUCUGCACAGACACAGAAGGUUGUGGAGAAGGAGGCAGAGACCGAAAGGAUCAAAGCUGUGAUAGAGGCGGAGAAAUUGGCACAAGUGGCAGAGAUCAAGUUUGAACAGAAAGUCAUGGAGAAGGAAACAGAGAAAAAGAUUUCUCAAAUUGAAGAUGGUGCUUUCCUGGCCCGGAUGAAAGCCAGGGCAGAUGCAGACUUCUAUACAGCUCAGAGAGCUGCCGAGGCCAAUAAGAUGAAGUUAACACCUGAGUACCUGCAGCUAAUGAAGUACAAGGCCAUCGCAGCCAACAGUAAGAUCUACUUUGGGAACGACAUACCCCAGAUGUUUGUGGACUCUGGCUCUGCAGGGAGCUCCAUGAAAGUCUCUGCAGCCAUGGACAUUAUGGCUGAGCAGAUCCUGGACAUGGAUUAAGUAGUGGGACGCACAGGACCACCCGGGGGUGGAGGACUGUCUGUUGGAGGGUAGUAGCCUGACCCACAGGCUGCCAGGUUCACCUUCUGACUCAGAGAAGUUCUGCUGACAAGGGCCGGUAUUUCUCAAAUAUCUCAGAAUCACUGCUAGAAGCCAUGUUAAAAAUUCAUUAGAAAGUUGAAAAAAAUCCCUAUAAGUUAAAAUUCCUCUUCCUCAGAGAAGAGCACUGGAGAUAUUUUCCUAUUCUCGUUGUUUUGAUUAGGAAUGGUACCAUCUACUCAGAACCAUAAUAUAGGUGGAGGAAAAACUAGAUGAUAUAGCAUCGCCAAUGGAUGACAAGCCCCUUUAAAACUGACAUUAGCCAACGCAGCAACUUUUUAUUAUAGUAAUUUAGCCUAUGCACAGCUUUAUUUGGCCCAUGUGGCAAGUGUACCCACUUACAACCAAACCAAAAUCUCUCAUUGCUUGUGUGUUAAACUGUGUUAUCCCUCAUGUGACGUGUUCUAAUUGAGCAUUAAAGUAGUGAUAUUUGUUGCCUGUUGUUACGCUGCAUUGUCCUUGUUACAUGAAUUGACCAUUUGCUAAAAGCCUCAUUCCUCUGAAGCCAUUCUCAGACCUGAACUCAGACCGCUAUGUGAACGCCUUUCGCCUAUGAAAACUGCGGCAGGAGAUUUUCAAUGCAGCAGAUUGUCAAUGCGGCAGGUGACAGGAAGUGCAGCAUAAAUAGACAGGGCUUAAUGUAUAAAUUCCUACGCUGAUCACAUUAUUGCAAACAGCACAUUGACACUACCGUCGAUAUGCUGCUCAAAGCAUGCUGAAACAGACACUUUUAGCAUAUAUUUUUUUCUGUAGCCGUGUUGGCAAACUAGCGCCAACAUGAGCGCCAUCAGCUGGUUGAAAUGAGGACAACAGCUGACUUUCUAAUGUCGCCAACUAAUUUAUAUCAUUAGUAGAACCCAGUCAAAACGGAUUCUGUUAAUAUGCAGUUUAAGGUUGCAUACAUGAUGUGAUGCUAACGGGCUGUUCCAACAAACAGUCAUCAUUGUAGGCGUGAAUUUGGGUAAUCUGGGAACUUGGGUACUGUGGGACACGACUAAUCUUCACUCUGUUUAUUUCAUGAUCUAACAAAUUCUAGUCAACAGGACUUUUACUAUAAAUUAGCAUAGACAUCAUGUGACUGAAAUCACAUGACUUCACGGGGAUGAUGUCACAGAAAGGGGUGGGGAAAAUGUAAAUUUGAAGCUCCCCCUUGGAAUUGCAUAACAAGAUCAAUUACAUAUGAUUCUGACAAUAAUGUUAAUGAUAUAAAUGUAUCAUCAAUAAGACAAUGUUCCCUGAGUAGCCCCAAUAGAAUGGUGAAUGAAUAAUCUUUUUUUUUAUAUAUGAUACACCUUGAAUGUAUUUAAUUAAUUUGAGAUUCAUAAUUUAAGAUAGAAUUCUUUAUGAAAAAACUUAUUGUUGACAUUUCCAUGAAUAAUUUCUUAUUCAACUUUCUGUCCUUUUUUCUGAGCUUGGCUCAGAAACAUCUACGUUGAUUUAAUGUGUAAACAGAUAUUGGAAUCAAUCGCAGAAAUCGAAGUUGCAAAAAAUGUCCCAGAUUACCAGAAUUCGCCCUAACCAGUGGAUUGACUGAGGAUUUACAAGACACCGACAUAAUGACAACUUUAGACCUCGGAACCAAAGCAAAGUUGCUACUAUGUUUUGUAAGCUAGUUAGCCAGUUAACCAUUGCAGUUUACGUUACAGCAGAUAACACAGUUUGAUCAGUUUCAACCCUUUUUGCUUUCGGGCUCUGAGUCUUUUAAAGGUGAUUCGAAUGACACCAUCCUUUUGACUCCUUUCAAUACAGAUUACCACUCUUUCUACAUCCCCAUCAACACCACCUUUGGAGGGGUUGAAAAAAUGCAAAAAGAACUGUUUAAAUCUAGAUGAUCUUUUUUUAGGAAACCUAGUUGAUGUCAGUGAUCAUUUUAUAAUACAAAUAUUUAAAAUGAUUAUAAUGUUGACGGUGCUAAAUGGAGGAGCAAACAUAUGCGUCACCCUGAGGAUAAUGUUCUGGGAUUCUGAACAGGCUGAAAAAUACUGGCCCAAAUCAGAUCUGUCACUGAAGACAAAUCACAGGGAAGAUGAAUGUACUGUGUGACUGUCUCCACCAACAUCGUUUCCUUUUGUUUUAUAUGUUUUUGUAAAAUUUCUCUUCAGCACUGACGACUUAUUGAAUUGACUUCGGACCACAUCUUUGCUGUUGAUGUGUAAACAACUUUUUGUGUGAGACUGAACCUGUAGUGGAGACUAUGUUUGUGCAAUUAUUUGUUUAAUGUUUUGCAUCAGGAUUUUAUUGGAAAAAAAAAAGAUGGAGUUGAUGUGACGUUGGAGCAGCAUUUUAUACUUUUGUUUGAUAACCAAACUAUAGAUAUGUAACAUCAGCUCCAUUUAGCCAUUUUUAAGGAUAAUUAUAGAAAGCAUUGCAUGUGUGUCAUGUAAGAAUCUCUACAGGACACGUAGUUUCCAAGUAGAGAUUUUUCUUUGAGCCUUCGGCAACAUGACCCACCGUCCAGUAGGAGGAAGAGGUCGUAGGAUGUGAGAUGAAGAAAGCGAUAAUAUGUAAGUCAUAGUCUGUAAGAGUCAGUUAUUCUCUGUGGACACUUGAAACCUUUUUCAUAGACAUCUUGAGAUGGUCAGGACCAAAAAACGCGUUGUUUACUUUGUACAAUUUGUCCAACUGUUGAAAAAAGGUUCAUGUUUGAUUGUCAGUUUUGUGUUGUGGCACAGAAUGCAAGUUAGUCACCAAAUGAAAAAGAACCACGCAACACACUGUCAACAUCAGAGUCAUUUCAUUUCAUAGCUCAAGGUUUAGUAAGAAGUUAGAACCACAUUUGUUUUAGUCAUGUUUCGCAACUGAUCCAGGGAAAUUGGUUUCCUUUUUUUCCAGAGUCUUUAACACAAAGCUAAGAAUCUUUUCUCCUGAAUUCACUAUAACCUACUACAAACAGAUAUUAUGUUCUUAAUCACUCCAAUCUGCUGAUUUCCUCAAAAGUUGGUCUAGUGAACCCUCAAAGUGACGACUGUCAUUUUAGUUCUUUUUGGAUUGAUUUAGAAUUAUGACGACUUGAAGGGCCAAUGCUUUUGCACUGAUUUUAAUAGUUUGUGCAAUUGGGAUUUUGUCAUUAGAUAAUAAAGCACCAUGGGUUAUUGUGUGAGAACUCACUGGCAUUAUGAAGACUUUUGUUAUGUAUAUUUAAAGUGCACUGUGAUCUAGGAUGAUUAUUCUUAUUAUUAAAAUUGUAUAAAAGACAAUAAGUGUGUUUUGAACCCAAUAAAAUGUUGAAUAUUUAAACAA
Molecule: messenger RNA, 4443 nt
Organism: Pleuronectes platessa (European plaice)
Lineage: Eukaryota; Metazoa; Chordata; Actinopteri; Pleuronectiformes; Pleuronectidae
Gene: erlin2
Product: ER lipid raft associated 2
Exons: 12
Coding region: 106-1104 (332 amino acids)
Biological process (GO): SREBP signaling pathway
Cellular component (GO): endoplasmic reticulum membrane; endoplasmic reticulum
Molecular function (GO): cholesterol binding; ubiquitin protein ligase binding
Source: RefSeq, a predicted model, not a curated record